AUGACAGGUAUGGGGGAGAAUCAGGUAGAUGUCACCGGCUUGGUGAAACGGUUUAGUCUUGAAUGGCUGCUCAAUCAAGACCAGAACGACCGGCGUAUCUCGCUCCUCGGCUCCAUCGACGACCAACCUGCCAUCCUGCUCGUGGAACGCGCCGCCUUUGCCGUCGACCAAGCUUCCUUGGCCUCCCUGUGCAGUUCUCUUACUCAUGUAUCUCUCAUUAGCGCAAACGACAUUUACCACUGGGCCCUCGCUUGUUCCCCGUCAUCUCCGGCUUCACCAGACUUGAAGCUUACCCUUAUUUACCCGUGUACACCCCAACAUGUUGCUAAAUACUCCGUACAACCGGUACGCAUGGUCACGGAGACACCAGCUAUCUACCGGGAGCAUGUCCACCCUUACAUGUCUGGCAAACGUGAAGCCGGCCGUCUGAACUGGGUUUAUAAUAUCAUCGAGGGGCGCAAGGAGCAAGAGGAUGUGCUCUAUCGUCAUCAAGAUGAGGAGGAAGGGUUCCUGCUACUCCCAGAUCUAAACUGGGACCGUAAGACAAUGGGUACGCUUCGGUUGCUGACCCUCGUUCAGCGACGAGAUAUCUGGAGCCUGCGUGACCUGAAGAAGAAGCACGUACCAUGGUUGAAACACAUGCGAAAUCGCAUACUCGACAGCGUUGUCAAGGUCUAUCCAUCAAUGGAGCGGGACCAGAUCAAGUUGUACGUCCACUAUCAGCCUACCUACUACCAUUUUCACAUCCAUGUGGUCAAUGUCAUGCUUGAUGCGGGCAGUACUCAGGCCACGGGAAAAGCAUUUGGACUGGAGAAUAUUAUCUCCCAGCUUGAGACCAUUGCAGGAGAUGAGGAGGCCGGGAUGGCAGACAUGGAUCUUACCUACUAUGUAGGAGAGGCCAGUGAACUGUGGAUGAAUGUAUUUGCACCGUUGAAAGAGAAAUCAGUAUCAUGA
Messenger RNA from Trichophyton verrucosum HKI 0517, 954 nucleotides. RefSeq lists its product as uncharacterized. Gene Ontology annotation, biological process: deadenylation-dependent decapping of nuclear-transcribed mRNA. Gene Ontology annotation, molecular function: RNA 7-methylguanosine cap binding; hydrolase activity. Lineage: Eukaryota; Fungi; Ascomycota; Eurotiomycetes; Onygenales; Arthrodermataceae. The coding region runs from base 1 to 954 and encodes 317 amino acids. The record is from RefSeq and is a predicted model, not a curated record. Gene Ontology annotation, cellular component: nucleus; P-body. The transcript has 2 exons.